AUGUUUCCGUAUCAAAAAGAGAAAGAGAGCGCCCGACUCUUAAGGGAAGCAUUCGAGGAGAGGAUGCGUAUCGAACACCCCUUCAACGCGGAGCAACUACAACAAUUCGACCAAUUGAAGGCGCUGUUAGCAAGAGUACCCAAACUGAGUAAAGCCGAUAAGGUGAAAGCGGAGGAAGCGGCCAAGGGGGAAAUAUGCACGGCGAAGCUCGACAAGCAAAGAGAGAUGUCGGAAGAAAGGCGACUCCGCUCUUUACAAAAGAGCCACGAAUCACCUGAGGACAUUCAAAAUCUAAGUUCUUUUGCUGUAGAAACUAAGGCUUCGCUUACACCAAAUUCGCUCUUCCCACUGCCAUCAUCGUCGCUGUUAUGGCCUCGGCCUGCACUCCAAGACCCAGUCUCAUCCGCAACACCAGAAGUCACCCCCAUCACACUCCCCCACCAUGUUUGGGUCAUCACCCAAACAUCCUUCGGAUCCGGCGGCACUAAGAAAACCUUCGCUCUGUGUACCACACUCCUCGCCACUGAGGCAGUCAUGGCCCACCUCACUGCUGAACUUGCUAAUCGCAUUGUUUUGUAUAUCCCAGGAGGCGCGAAGGCCGCGCAAAGGACACGUUUCGAUUUCCAGACGUACAUCCAUACAGACCAUGACUUUGGCUUUCAGGCGUGCAUUGGGGAAGGGGAGAAGGUUGCUAUUGAUGUUAAAACUACUUGGGAGGAAGGGGUGCUGUGGCAGGGGAAGAUGGGCGAUGGGAGAAUUUUUGGGGAGGGGUUCGGGGAGGUUACUAUUGAGAAAGUCAGGGCGUUUAUGAAGGGGUGA
Messenger RNA from Alternaria arborescens, 819 nucleotides. RefSeq lists its product as hypothetical. The transcript has a single exon. Bases 1 to 819 code for a protein of 272 amino acids. The record is from RefSeq and is a predicted model, not a curated record. NCBI's taxonomy places the organism in Eukaryota, Fungi, Ascomycota, Dothideomycetes, Pleosporales, Pleosporaceae.